This is a messenger RNA of Glossina fuscipes, 972 nucleotides long. Its product is annotated as trypsin alpha-4-like. Gene Ontology annotation, cellular component: membrane. The coding region runs from base 1 to 972 and encodes 323 amino acids. The record is from RefSeq and is a predicted model, not a curated record. NCBI's taxonomy places the organism in Eukaryota, Metazoa, Arthropoda, Insecta, Diptera, Glossinidae. Gene Ontology annotation, molecular function: olfactory receptor activity; odorant binding; serine-type endopeptidase activity. The transcript is spliced from 3 exons. Gene Ontology annotation, biological process: proteolysis; sensory perception of smell.
AUGUUUCCCUGUUAUUUUUACGGUAGCGUCCUGCUGCAGGAAUUUAAGCAUAUACCGUAUGCCGUAUUCUCAAGCAAUUGGGUUGAACAGUCACGGAAUUACCGCCAGGAUACCACGAUAUUCUUAGAGAUGGCUUUAAAAUCAGUCACUAUUUUACGAGUUACGAGCAAACUCGCCAAUUUUGUACUUUAUGUUCUACUGCUUACAUUAUUUGCGAUCUUACUAUUAGUUGCAGUUUGGGUUUUAACUGCAACUAGAGCGAAAGCUAAUAUAUCAAAAACCGAUGGAAGAAUUAUUGGUGGUACAGCGGUCAACAUAAGCUCAUUCCCUUGGCAAGUUUCUCUGCAAAGGAGCGGCGAACAUUUUUGUGGUGGAGCUGUUCACAAUGAAAACACUAUUAUAACUGCUGCUCAUUGCCUACAAGCCGUUAAAAUAUCCGCAUUAAAAGUUCGUGUUGGGUCUUCGUAUUGGAAUUCGGGUGGCACAUUAGUUGCGGUAGCCGCUCUUAAGUGGCACACAAGUUAUGAUAAUCUUACUCAAGUCAACGAUGUGGCUAUUAUUCGUUUGGCCACCAAUUUAACGUGUAGCUCCAGCGUUAAACCCAUUGAACUGGCUACUGUCGCUCCUGUUGAUAACGCUGCCGCAGUUGUCACUGGUUGGGGUAGAACAGAUGUUGGCAAAUUUUCUAGACCAUCUGAGCUAAGAGCAAUACAUGUUAAUAUUGUUAGUCGCGUCAAAUGCAGUUCGUCGAGAUAUGGUCACGGACUGUACGUUAAACCUUCAAUGAUUUGCACUUAUGCUAGUGGGAAGGAUCAUUGUUAUGGUGAUUCCGGUAGCCCAUUAGUGUCGGGAGGGCUUAUGGUUGGUAUCGUCUCUUGGGGAUAUGGUUGCGCUUUGCCUGACUAUCCUGGAGUUUAUGCUGACAUUGCCGAUCUACGUGAAUGGAUAGUCAAGAAUGCUGUCACUAUUUAG